Messenger RNA from Torulaspora globosa, 318 nucleotides. It is a transcript of the gene CMC2, whose product is annotated as Cmc2p. The transcript is spliced from 2 exons. The record is from RefSeq and is a predicted model, not a curated record. Bases 1 to 318 code for a protein of 105 amino acids. NCBI's taxonomy places the organism in Eukaryota, Fungi, Ascomycota, Saccharomycetes, Saccharomycetales, Saccharomycetaceae.
AUGCAUCCACAACUAGAAGCCAGGAGGUUCAACUCCUGCUAUGAGCUAAUUCAAGCUUUAGACAAAUGCCACCAGCAGGAAUACUACAAGAGGAUCUUUGGAUUGUGUAAUAACGAGAAAGAAGCUUUGAGCCAAUGUUUACAUGAGGCGAGAUUGGCCGGAGAGAGAGAGGCUAUCAAACAAAGGAGGCAGGAACGUAAGACGAUGGAAGAAAAGUGGAAGAAGAUUGAUGAAGAGGAAUACGGGGAAGAUGCUAUCCUUAAGAAGAUCAUCGAAAGGUACCAAGCUAAAAAGAACGGUUCGAACGGCUCGGAGUGA